Molecule: messenger RNA, 1375 nt
Organism: Arabidopsis arenosa
Lineage: Eukaryota; Viridiplantae; Streptophyta; Magnoliopsida; Brassicales; Brassicaceae
Source: the annotation of a GenBank genome assembly
GCGGAAGUAUGUGAAUUAGAAGCUGUCAUGUAAGAACUGCCAAGGAGCAUUUAUUGCUAUGGAGACUGGGCCGACUCAUGUUAGUGCAUCAAUUCAAUAUGAGCCUCCAUCUCAUACAACAAGUAAUGGCUAUGGAGCUCAUGGCUAUGAUUUCGUCUCACGCAUGCCUACCAAUUCCACUUAUUUCUUAGGUCAGUAUCCUGCACAUGGAUAUGAAUAUAUUACAAAUGAGUCAUAUGACUGGAGCUCAUAUGUGGGAACAUCUCCUGGGAAUCUGGAGUCAAACCGAAUUUCUUCAGUAUCUAACGGAUAUCCUAAUAAGCUCACCAAUGUAGUAGCCUGUAGGGGAAGAAAGAAGGUUAAAGAAGGCUCUAACAGGACAAGCUCGAUGAAAGGCACAAUAUGUGAUCUGAUAUAUCCAAGCCCACCCAUUUGGUCUGCUGAUCCUUCUUCAGUGAUUAAGGCCAGCAGACCUGAGAAGAAGAGGAAUGUUGGUUUGGGGUCAUCUGAGGCUGCGGCGGCGGCUACAGAGGACGCGACCCCCCUUGAUGAAGUAAGUGCCUCCUCCAAGGAAUGGGAUGAUGUAUCAAGAAUAGGACAAAAUGUUUCCUCUGGGGAGUGCUUUGAGGCUAGGCAAAUAUGGGUAAUUUAUGAUGAAGAUGAUGGUAUGCCACGCUUAUAUUGCAUGGUUCGGGAAGUACUCUUUAUUCAACCUUUUAAGAUUGACAUAGCCUACUUGAGCUCCAAAACUGACAUCGAGUUUGGUACAAUGAAAUGGGUGCAGUACGGGUUUACAAAGUCGUGUGGACAUUUCAGGAUACGAAACACUGACAUAGUUGAUCAUGUUAACAUAUUUUCCCAUCUCUUGAAAAGCAAGAAGACGGGAAGAGGCGGUUGUGUCAGGAUAUUCCCCCAAACCGAAGAUAUUUGGGCUGUGUACAAGAACUGGUCACCAAACUGGAACAACUCAACUCCAGAUGAAGUGAGGCACAAGAGAGAUAAGGAGGAGAGCAAGAAAUGGAUACCGAGGAGAGAGAUGUUGCGGUUUUCGCAUCAAGUGCCAUCUUGGUUUCUUAAAGAGGAAACUAGUGGUAUGCCCGGAAACUGUUGGGACUUGGACCCAACUGCUAUACUAGAAGAGUUGCUUCACAAUGGAGCAAGAAUUGAUUGAUUAUCAUUCACUGUCGCUACAAAAGACAAGAGUAAGAGCUUUACAUUAUCAAUGUAACGGUUUUUGACUCAGUGUAGAAACCCAACUCUGUAUCGAGAAGAUUUGUGGAUUAUUAUAUCAGGAACUAUAUACACAGGCAAGCCUCUGUUUGUUCAUUGGAGCUGUUGUAUUAGCAAUGUUGAAAAAUCAAACAUAGUCUGACUU